AUGUCAUAUCAAAAUUAUCCUCCAUAUGGUGCGCCGCCGGCUGGACUUGCCCCGCAAUCUGGAUACCCACCACAAAUACCCCCCCGUCAUUCCCCUCAGCCAUAUCAGCAAUACCCCCCUACCCAAACUCCAUAUCCUCAACAUUCAUAUGGUGCUCCUCCACAGCAACCUCCAUACCCACCGCAGCAACAGCCCUAUCAACAAUAUCCUCCCCAACAAGGUUCCUACCCACCACAGCAACCAUAUGGCGCACCUCCACCAGUUCCGCCGGGACAUUAUUCCCCGCCGCAGUCAUCGCCUUAUCCUCCAUCGCAAAGCGGAUAUUCUCAACCACCAUAUGGCGCUCCACCCCCAGGCGCACAACCUCAAUAUGGUGCGCCAAUGGGCUACGGACAACCUACUCCACCUUCAGCUGGAUAUGACCUGAACUUACCAAGCCCUCCUCGCAUACCCUACGAUGGACGCGCAGAUGCGCAGGCGUUGCGCAAAGCUAUGAAAGGUUUCGGUACUGACGAAGCGACUCUUAUCGAGGUUUUGCACAACAAGGGACCUUUGCAAAUAGAAGUUUUGCGACAAGCUUUCUUUGAUACCUUCAAAAGGAAAUUGUUGGCAGAUGUGGAGAGUGAAACCAGCUCGUACUUCAGGGAGGGUCUCGCUGCGAUAAUUCGAGGCCCCUUGAUACAAGAUUGUCAUUUGCUUUAUUCGGCGAUGGACGGAGUAGGUACAAAGGAGAAAUACCUGACUGAAGUUUUGAUGGGUAGGUCAAAUGCCGAUAUCAAUGCGAUCAAGUCAAUGUAUCAACGCCGAUACAAGAGGAGUCUGGCAGGCGACAUCAAAGGUGAUUUGAGUAUGAAGACAGAGGAUCAUUUCUUGAUGGUAUUAGAGGCCAAUAGAAACGAGGAGAGUGCGCCAGUAAUCCCUCGCGAUGUUGACCGAGAUGUGGCAUCCAUAUGGAAUGCGACAGAGGCCAUACGUGGACAUGACGCAAAGACAAUUUGUGAGAUAUUCACGAAACGAAAUGAUGCUCAAUUACGAGCAAUCAAUCACACAUACCAGCAACAACAUGGAAAGCCAUUAGAAUGGGUUAUCAAAAAGAAGUUCAGCGGCCACAUGGAGGAUGCCCUCCUCUAUCAACUUCGCACAGCUUCGGAUAAAGCCAUGCGUGAUGCAAAUCUCAUGGAGGAAUCGAUGAAAGGCUUUGGCACGAAGGAUAAAUUACUUGUUGCUCGAGUCGUCCGAUGUCAUUGGGACCCCAAACACAUGGAUCAAGUCAAGGGUGCAUAUCAGCAUGCCUACGGACGAUCUUUGGCCUCCAGAAUUUCUGCGGAUACAAGUGGUUAUUAUGAGAAACUGAUGGUGAAAUGCGUCGAGUGCAGUAAUUUGGUUCAGCCUGGUUACACAUGGUUCUAG
Messenger RNA from Botrytis byssoidea, 1410 nucleotides. RefSeq lists its product as uncharacterized. Gene Ontology annotation, cellular component: cytoplasm. Gene Ontology annotation, molecular function: calcium ion binding; calcium-dependent phospholipid binding. Bases 1 to 1410 code for a protein of 469 amino acids. The transcript is spliced from 4 exons. The record is from RefSeq and is a predicted model, not a curated record. Lineage: Eukaryota; Fungi; Ascomycota; Leotiomycetes; Helotiales; Sclerotiniaceae.